GCUAUCCCCAAGCCACCAAGUCGAACACAAGAAGACGCUGGCCUAAGAUCAUGGGGGAGGACAAGAACAACGGCGAGGGCGAGGGCAAGGUCGCGGAGAAGGGAACGACGGAGACACCUAUCCAAAAUAUGUACACCUUCUGGUACAUCAAGCGCAGCACCGGCAACAAGGCCGUCAGUGAGAGCUAUGAGAAAAGCAUCAAGGGGCUCGGUGACUUCAAGACGGUCCAGGACUUUUGGAAAAUAUACAACCACUUGGUGCGGCCAAAUGACCUGCCGAACACCAUGGACUACCACCUCUUCAAGACGGGCAUCAAGCCUAUGUGGGAAGACUCGGCCAACCGAAGAGGAGGCAAGUGGAUGGUACGCCUUCGCAAGGGCAUUGCCUCGCGUUACUGGGAAGAUCUGGUGCUAGCGAUCAUUGGUGAGCAGUUCGACGUGGGUAACGAGAUCUGUGGCGCUGUCAUUUCGAUCCGGUACAACGAGGACAUCAUCUCGCUCUGGAACCGCAAUGCUGACAACAAUGAAGCGUGCUACCGUAUUCGUGAUACGAUGCGGAAAGUGCUCAACCUACCGCAGUUUGUGGCAUUGGAGUACAAGCGCCACGACACGUCGCUGAACGACAACUCUAGUUUCCGCAACACGACUCUGUGGCGCUCGGAAAAGAAUGAUGGCACUAGCCGUGAGGGCUCUUCUGGCGGCGAUCGUACGUCCUCGGGCUCGCGUUACUCCCGUGGAGACAAGUCUUCAGGCCACCAGCGAUCUUCUUGGAGCCGUGACAACAAGCGUUCCUUCCACAAGUCCGACAGCAAUGACAACAGCCAUCACCGUAACAGCAGGACCAACGACGAUAAGGGCGAGGUAGAUCAUUAGGUUAAUCAGGACGUGCAGUAGCACCAGCAGUAGCAGCUUGUAGAUGCUGGUUGAACAGGUAGACCCCCGCGCGCGAUGCCGCUUGUUGUGGAGAAAGGAGCAGGAUGAGGUCAAAUUCAGGCAUGUAGCUGCUGAGGGAACGAUAAGACAAGUUGUGUGUGGAGAUAAGUUGAAGUAACUCGUUUACGACCCAAAGAUGAAUACCCACCGCAAUUUGCCUAAAAA
Phytophthora infestans T30-4 is the source of this 1097-nucleotide messenger RNA. Its product is annotated as eukaryotic initiation factor 4E, putative. The record is from RefSeq and is a predicted model, not a curated record. The coding region runs from base 51 to 872 and encodes 273 amino acids. Gene Ontology annotation, biological process: translational initiation. Gene Ontology annotation, molecular function: translation initiation factor activity; RNA 7-methylguanosine cap binding. The transcript has 6 exons. NCBI's taxonomy places the organism in Eukaryota, Oomycota, Peronosporomycetes, Peronosporales, Peronosporaceae. Gene Ontology annotation, cellular component: eukaryotic translation initiation factor 4F complex; cytoplasm.